AUGAUAAGAGGAUUUCACCCGUUGUUAGCUGCUCUGGUUGAAAGGUGGAGGCCGGAGACUCACACUUUUGUGUUGCCGGUGGGUGAGGUUACAGUGACAUUGGAAGAUGUCGCACAUAUAUUUGGGUUACCAAUUGAUGGAGAGCCUGUGAGUGGAUGGACUGAUAGUAGUAGUGAUUUCGUUCAGAGUCAGAGCAUGGCAAUAUUCGGACGUCAACCGGUGCUUAGUCGUAAUUCGAAAUCCUAUAUAAAGCUUGGUUGGGUUCGAAGUAUCAGAGAUGAAGAGCCGUUGGAUACUGAAGAGUUCAUAAUGAGAUACGUGAGAUGUCAGAUUUUCUGUCUGUUAGGGUCGACCCUAUUCACAGAUAAGUCGACCGCAUACGCCCAUGCGAAGUAUCUACCGUUGAUUCGCGAUUUCGAGCGGAUCCAUACUUAUAGUUGGGGUUCAGCAUGUCUUGCACAUCUUUACAGAGCACUAUGCCGUGCAUCACGAUAUGAUACGAAGGAGAUGGAUGGCCCUCUUAAUCUGUUGUUUGUUUGGGCGUGGGAGCGAAUGCCGUGUAUUGCGCCUGUACCGAGACAUAUCCUUCCACCUGCUGAGAUACCAGUUGCCAUGAGGUGGAGUCAUUCGGAACGGAGCGCAGCAUGGUUAGAGAGGACCGUUGAGACAUUUAGGCAUGACAUAGACUACAUGCAGGAGUUUGAGUGGCGGCCGUACGAAGGAAUGAUCGUACCCGGCGAGUUACAUGUACAUCUUGAUGUGUGUGAUAUCGUUGCUCCGUUGUUGUCAUUCGAGUGUAUCGAGUGGCACCCUGCGGACCGAGUUAUGCGUCAGUUUGGGUUCGCACAGCCCCCCCCCUCCGCGCAAAUACCAAGGGUCAUUCCACUGGACCAGCAUUGCAUGGCUCUUCGCGGAGUGCAGCUUUAUGACUGGACAGUUUUGCAUGGGGGUUGGAUAGAGGAGUGGGGCAAUAGGCGAAACGCUCGACUGCGGGAUCUGCACCCCCUUCCGACCUGGGAUUUCAUACCCACACCGGAGUAUCGGGAUUGGUACAUGCGCUCAUACGGACAUAUGCUGAGAUUGACGGCGUAUGUUCCUCAGCCAGCUGCACCGCAGCCACCUUCACCUCAGGUCCUACCUGCACCUUAG
This is a messenger RNA of Arachis stenosperma, 1149 nucleotides long. RefSeq names its product serine/threonine-protein phosphatase 7 long form homolog. The transcript has 3 exons. The record is from RefSeq and is a predicted model, not a curated record. The coding region runs from base 1 to 1149 and encodes 382 amino acids. NCBI's taxonomy places the organism in Eukaryota, Viridiplantae, Streptophyta, Magnoliopsida, Fabales, Fabaceae. Gene Ontology annotation, biological process: meristem development; meristem maintenance.